Molecule: messenger RNA, 1047 nt
Organism: Gavia stellata (red-throated loon)
Lineage: Eukaryota; Metazoa; Chordata; Aves; Gaviiformes; Gaviidae
Product: olfactory receptor 4N5-like
Exons: 2
Coding region: 1-1047 (348 amino acids)
Biological process (GO): G protein-coupled receptor signaling pathway
Cellular component (GO): membrane
Molecular function (GO): olfactory receptor activity; G protein-coupled receptor activity
Source: RefSeq, a predicted model, not a curated record
AUGGAGCACAAGAACUAUACAGUAGUUACAGAGUUUGUUCUCUUGGGAUUGUCCCAAAACCAGGAAGUCCAGAUGAUUCUUUUCUUCUUCUUCCUGCUCUUCUAUAUGAUCAUUCUGCCAGGAAACAUCCUUAUCAUUCUCACAAUUUGGGGGGAUUCCAAGCUGGGCUCACCCAUGUAUUUUUUCCUGGCCAAUUUGGCAUUCUUGGACAUCUGCUACUGUUCUGUGACCCCACCCAGAAUGUUGGCUGACUUUUUCUCACACCGUAAGACCAUCUCCUACAGUGCCUGCAUGGCCCAGCUUUUCUUCCUCCACUUCCUGGGAGCAACUGAAGCUUUCCUGCUCAUGGUCAUGGAAUAUGACUGUUAUGUAGCCAUUUGCAAACUUCUUCACUACACCAGGCUUGUGAACAGGGGGGUAUGCUGUGUCCUGGUUGGAGCUACAUGGGGUGGGGGCUUCAUCCAUGGCAUCAUUCUGUUUGCUCUCAGCAUCCACCGCCCCUUAUGUGGUCCUAACAUCCUGGACAACUGCUUCUGUGAUGUCCAUCAGCUGGUCAAGUUGACCUGUGCCAACACUUACAUAACAGAGCUUUUGAUGUUCCUCAACAAUGGAGUUGUUAUUGUUAUGUGUUUUACACUUCUCCUGAUUUCCUACACUGUCCUGUUGCUGAAGCUCUGGACACAGUCCUCCAAGGCAAAGAACAAAGUAGCCUCCACCUAUGUUUCCCACAUCAUUGUGGUUUUUGUCAUGUGUGGCCCAGCUAUGUAUAUCUAUGGUUUACCCUUCCAAGCUGUCCCAAUGGAAAAAGUUGUUGCUGUUUUCCACAUGGUCAUCUUCCCCUUGACUAAUCCUAUGAUCUAUACCUUGCGUAACAAGGAGAUCAAAGGCUCGAUGUGGAAGAUGAUCAGUAAAUACAUAUUUUGCAUCGUGUUCAGCAUGCCUGUUCUGUGUAGAAGGUUCUAUGGAUUUGUAGGAGACCAUGAUCGUGUAAGGAUUGCUGGGUUGAAGCUGGAGAAUGGGGCACAGAAAAGAAGAGAGGACUGGUGA